AUGUCCCCACUACUGAGACUCCCAACAGAGCUUCGUCUGCAGAUAUACCACUAUGUGAUCGACGACCACUUCGCAUCCCGCGCGAUGUGGAACUCAGACGUUGAUGGUGAUGACGGCGUCUUGAACAUGUAUAUCAUUUACGAGAGAUCACAACUAUACCCCAAUCUUCUCAACGCUCACAUGACGUUUUUUGAGGAAUGCCUGCCGAUCGUACUUUCCAAAUACCGAUUCGAAUUCGAUCAUUCAGACGUUCUGCUUAAUCUUCACAAGAAAGAGCAAUUUGUGAGAAGGAAAGUGGCCGUGCCGAUCGACGACCAAUUCGUAGAAUUCUCCAAGUUCCUCGAACCGUCUAACCUAGAUUGUUGGCCAUGUAAGAGGUCUCUGGAAGACGAAUUGAAAAAACUAAGAGACCUUCUUCCACGCGCUGAAGCAAUAUACGCCGCAUUCAACAUUGAUUGCAUCGAAUGCUCGUCUCAUAGCCAUACAUAUCAUGAGCGUCGCCGCCAGCUCAAAUGGCAACAUUGGAUGGGAAAACUCAAGGAAGCGAAGAUGCCCCCUGGCUGCGGUAUAACAGACGAAAUGUGGGAGGAGAGACAUGGGGAGGGUGUUCGAGAACGGACCUUCAUUGAAUUAAAGUUCUCAAGACCUGGGUCGUCCAUCAUGCAUCGACAUUUGCAAUUCCGAACGACCCUGAAAUAG
Messenger RNA from Bacidia gigantensis, 699 nucleotides. RefSeq lists its product as uncharacterized. The record is from RefSeq and is a predicted model, not a curated record. Bases 1 to 699 code for a protein of 232 amino acids. The transcript has a single exon. NCBI's taxonomy places the organism in Eukaryota, Fungi, Ascomycota, Lecanoromycetes, Lecanorales, Ramalinaceae.